GAAUGCGUGUGGGGACUUUUGUGCAGUUAAAACAGAAGUUGCACAGCGCGGAUUAAUGUAACCCACCAUGCUUAGCCACUGUAAUUAACUUUCCGUAUUCCACACGGCUGUGUAAGAAGCGUUUACUUGCCUAAAUCAGGUGCGCUGUUAAUUCUGGCGGAGAGCAGCCGCUGAUCCCUGCCAGGCACGCCCGUCUCCCGGCAAGCUACCGGGGAAAGGACCGGCCUUAUCAAUUAAUAAUUCACUCCAGGCUGGUCUCGGUCUCCGGUGGCCCCAUAAGAUUAUAGCUACAAGCCAGGAGUCAAGGAAGGAGCCGCGUUCGCAGCUGCCGCUGAGUGGAAGCCCGGAGGCCCUGGGCCUUGUCGAGAGACUUAAGAGUGAGGACAGCCCAGACCAUCUUCUAUCAUGGAGGGUCAGAACAGCAACCUCCAGUGCAACCUGGAGGAGCCCAGCAAACUGUACAAGGCCGGACAGAACUUCCAGGACCAGUGGAAGCUGCCGUCCUACCACAGCUGCUGCACCCUGGCCAACUUCCGCAUCGAGAAGAAGAUCGGCAGGGGCCAGUUCAGCGAGGUGUACCGCGCGGCGUACCUGCUGGAGGGCAAGCACGUGGCCCUGAAGAAGGUCCAGAUAUUUGAGAUGAUGGACGCUAAGGCGCGACAGGACUGCAUCAAGGAGAUAGACCUUCUGAAGCAGCUCAACCACCCCAACGUGAUAAAGUACCUGGACUCCUUCAUCGAGGACAACGAGCUCAACAUCGUUCUGGAGCUGGCGGACGCCGGCGACCUGUCUCAGAUGAUCAAGUAUUUUAAAAAGAAGAGACGACUCAUCCCUGAAAGGACAAUAUGGAAAUAUUUUGUACAGCUAUGCAGCGCCGUAGAGCACAUGCAUUCCCGCAGGGUAAUGCACAGAGACAUCAAGCCAGCCAACGUGUUCAUCACCGCCACGGGAGAGGUGAAGCUGGGGGACCUGGGGCUGGGACGCUUCUUCAGCUCCAAAACCACCGCCGCACAUUCCUUAGUGGGAACGCCCUACUACAUGUCUCCUGAGAGGAUCCACGAAAACGGAUACAACUUCAAGUCAGACAUCUGGUCACUGGGCUGUCUGCUGUACGAGAUGGCUGCCCUGCAGAGCCCGUUCUACGGGGACAAGAUGAACCUCCUGUCCCUGUGCCAGAAGAUUGAGCAGUGCGACUACCCCCCGCUCCCGCCCGACCACUACUCUGAGAAGCUGAGAGACCUGGUCAGCAUGUGCAUCAACCCUGAUCCAGGUGAGCGCCCGGACAUCGUCUACGUGCUCCAGAUCGCCAAGCAGAUGCACCUGUGGGCCUCCAGCACCUGAGGUCCCCCGCCCCCCUCCUCCCAAACCACCACCACCCACCCACCAGCUCACCUGUGGAGAGGCAGGAGAUGGGAGACUGUGGUCAAUUGCGAGUCAACCUCAUGGUCUAACUUGAAUUGAGUUUGUUCAUUUUGAGAGAGGGAGGGAGAGAUGCCAUGUUGUGUGUGGAGAAGCUUUGACGCGAGCGGACUGCGUUUUCCCUUUUCUUUUCCUCGGAAAGCCACUUGUCUUUAUCGAGGCCCUCUGUAGUCGUCUGCGUCAUGCGCUUCGUUCAAAUUUCUCGAGCGCAGCGCAGCGAUUGGUGGAAAAGAAUACGAGGGCACGGUGCCGUUCCCCCGUUGGCACGGCAAAAAGGGGUGGAGCUUAUGCUUGUGCAGUGGACACAAUUGGUCCCGCCUAAAGGGUGAGGUGAGAUAUUAGACAGGCUCAUGCCCGCUUUCAGAGCAGUGCGCGCUGACCAGGGGCGGGGUCCUGGCCGGCAUGCGCAUACUAACGACGCCAUUUUGAAAUAUUGCCUUUUAAGUUUUCAUUCUUUUGCUUUUUUUAACGCUUUACUUUCUCCAGUGCAACAUAGCCAUGUGUCAGAAGGACUGCACUUAUAUGUACAAGGAUGUGGUUGAAACGCCUGGUGGCUCCAAAUGAUUUCUUGCUUGCUAUGGAUUGGCGUUCCCCCUCUGUAGGCCGGAAAGCUGGGGGAGUUUGAGCCUGGUAAUGCUUUGCCGAGUGCUGCAAUUUCAUAUUGCAUUGUUGUAGAUGGAUUUUAAAAAUAAUAUCUUUAAAGCUUUUAUGCAGGCCUUGUUAUGAGAAGUAUUUUUCUACUGUGAAAUUAAGCAUAAUAAACAUGGAUUAUUCUAACAAGACACAUUAAGACGUAUAGCUAAUAAAACUUAUCUAAUCUGAGUGGAUUCUCAGAUGUCAUGAUGCUUAUGUAUGAGUAUAGAAAGCCCUUCCUUUGUCCAUAUGGGCCAAGAUGGUGAGGUGUAAUUGGUCCUCCUCUGUACCGCAGACCCUAUCCCUUCCUGUGUCCAAUGAAAACAGCGAUGCUUCUUGCACAAAUAUUACAAAGAUCCUGACCAAUCAGUGGUUAUCCUACAAGGAUUGAGUGGGGAGACUAAGUGGACAUCUUUGAAGACACUGUGUGAUCAGCUAGCAAACUCAACACUAGCUAGCUGCAGCCAGGUACCCAUUAAGGAAAGUUUCAAGGAGGACUGAUCAAAAACGAAUAUUUAGCCAACCCUGAAACUCAUCAAGUCCUUAUAAUCCAUUAAAGAAUGGUCAAAUAUGAAUACAAGAUUACUACAUGUUGUAGAGACACCCCAGGGAGUGGCAUAAAUAGUGCCUAGCACUGUGUAAUAAAAUGAGGCUUGAUAUUGAUUGCUACAUUAGUUUAACUGAAGAAGCAGAACAGGAGAAUUUUUUACGUCCCAUCUCCAGCAUAGAGAGCAUCUUCACUGGUCUCUGCCCUCUCUAGUAAGCUUGGCUAGCUAGGCCAGUUCCCAAACCACAAAACCAAUAGAGCACAUAAGACUAAAUCUUUUAAAAAGUCCAAGGUCAUAUACUUCUGUCACUCCAAUAAGUGUUCGCACUUCCCGGAGCGAAGACAAAACUUUCCGUCGCCCUCCUCGCUGUUCCCCCAACAGGCGAAAAGUCUGUGCAGCGCGGCUGAACUUUUAUCUGUCGGCUAAUUGAUUGCAGGCUGCAGUUAGCAAGUUCCAAUGAGUUAAUUGAUUGCAGCUGUGCCUUGUUGUCCUGGGAGCCCAUCCACAGCUCUACUCCUGGGGCUCAUUCCAAUCGCUUAUUUUAUCCGUCAUGUCACCUCGGUCCUCGCCUGACCCGGGGAAAAAAUCGAGGCCCACCAUCUUUAAGGAUGUUCCAACCCAUUAAAUGCUCCUUGAAGGAGCUAGGAGCAAGGAGCUAGGAGGCUCCCGAAGGAUGCUUGAGCAAGGAAGCACGAGUGCAUCCUUUGCGCGAGUAUUCUUUUCGGAACGCGUCGACCUGUGGAUCCACCUGUCCCCAUCUGCCGUGUCUGUAAUUUACGUGGCUUCAAAACGACGCUUGACUGAACGAGGACGUUCCGUUUGCCUGAUGCAUGUUUCCACGAUUCCUCAAUCCUCACAUCCUUUCCUUGCGUCCUCUGAUGGGUGGAGCAAGGGAAGGAUGCAAGGAGGUAAAAAUAAGCGAUUGGAAUGAGCCCUUGGUCUAACCACGACACAUAUGAAAUGCAAGGAGCUGGUUUUAAUGCCUCGAUUGGAUUUGUACCUGUUUUACUUUGUUUUUGCAUGUCACAUCAGGGUCUUCAAAGGUGUACACAUAAACUGCCCUCACUGUGUCUCCCUAAGGAUCCAUUUACACAUCAUCUCAAGAUUCAUGGCAUUGAUUCUCUUGUGGGGCUGGUUUGAAGGCGAUCAUGUGAUCGUGUGUUCACCGUCGCCGCCGAGACGACCGCCGUAUAAUGAUGAAAAGCUUAAUGAGGGAAGCUCUCAGCCGCGCGGGUACACCGGUCAUUAAUAUCAAACACACCUCCACAGCUACACUGAAAAAUGUAAGAUGGCAAAUGUUCAUUAAAAAUCAACUACAAUUUC
Messenger RNA from Anguilla anguilla (European eel), 3923 nucleotides. RefSeq names its product serine/threonine-protein kinase Nek6-like. The coding region runs from base 406 to 1341 and encodes 311 amino acids. Gene Ontology annotation, molecular function: ATP binding; protein kinase activity. NCBI's taxonomy places the organism in Eukaryota, Metazoa, Chordata, Actinopteri, Anguilliformes, Anguillidae. The record is from RefSeq and is a predicted model, not a curated record. The transcript is spliced from 12 exons. Gene Ontology annotation, biological process: protein phosphorylation.